Molecule: messenger RNA, 624 nt
Organism: Hydatigera taeniaeformis
Lineage: Eukaryota; Metazoa; Platyhelminthes; Cestoda; Cyclophyllidea; Taeniidae
Source: the annotation of a GenBank genome assembly
AUGAAGUGGGGACGUGAUAGCAGGGAGGAGGAGGAGGAGGAGGAGGAGGAGGAGAACGCCACGAUUGACCAGUUGCAAUCCGCUACCAGGCACUGUGUGCAACACCCGCCUCCUUCCAUCACUCGUCUGAUCGCUUUGCGAACGGUAAUGGGUGAAGGCGUACAGGAGCACGGCACUGUGGUGCGAGGCUCUUCUGACCGAUCAACUCGCAACCACACUUGCACUGCAGCAACAACUGAAUACCGUGGUGAGGGAGUUAUAAAUGUGGGAGAAGUGGUGUGCGCCGUCAUGCAGUGCGUUGGCGUUAUCAACGAAAGUGUUUGGUGCACAUCCUCUCGCCUCCACAGGACACUCUCACAUGGACAUGUAGAGGUGUGUGUGUGCAGAAAAGAGUCGCGCAUUCCUCAUCUCGUGAUUCGAAUGCUGUGCAAUCGAGCCGAGGCGAUUGCAUCAGUCCGUAGUUGCCUUCGUGAGCACUUGGAGGUAGCUGAACCUGCACACUGUUCCUCGCCUCUACGUCAAACUGCAAGGCAGACACGACUGGCGGUCAAUGACUUGACACACAUCUCCACUUCUCACACUGACAGCAAAAGCGGAGCAGCUGCUAUUCCCUUUCCCUCAUGA